AUGGCAGAUCCAGUUGCUCGUGCUCGUGAAAUUGCAGCACGUUUAGCAGCAGCUGCAAUUCCUGGUGGUGAAGCAUUGGGCAAGCGUAAAAGUCGAUGGGAGGGUGAUGUCGAUAGUGGUGUACGACCUGCACCUGGAAUGGGCGAGAAGAAACGCAAGAAAGUUUAUAUUCCAGUGGAUAAAUACCCAGAUAUUAAUUUUAUGGGAUUACUGAUUGGUCCUCGUGGCUCGAAUCAAAAACGUAUGGAAGAUGACUCCGGUGCCCGUAUUUUGAUACGUGGCAAAGGUUCAUCCAAGGACCCAACGGGUGAGCCAGACGAGAACGAGGAACUGCAUGUGCUUAUUACUGCUGAUACAGAUGAAGCAGUGGCCAAGGCUCAGAGUGCAGUAGAGGAUAUUCUUUUUAACCCGCAGCAGGCCAUGAAGCUUAAGCAAGAGCAGCUUCGCAAAGUUGCAGAGCUUAACGGCACGUUGAACGAAAACUAUGGCGCUCCAAGAUCUGGAGAGGGUGAUAGUUACUUGAGUGGAGCUAGUAGCAGUGCACCAGCUCACUAUGGCCCUGGCACCGACAGUGAUUCGACGUCAUUUGAUAUGAGGGUCCCACGUGAUCUAGUGGGUUAUAUUAUUGGACGCGGAGGAGAGACUAUUCGUGAUCUUCAGAUGAAGAGUGGUGCACACAUUCAGAUUGUACGUGAAGAAGAAGGAGCUCCGGCGACGCCCGACCGUUUUGUGAACAUCACGGGGAACCAAGAUGCUUUGGAAUUGGCCCAAAAACUCAUUCAGAAUCUUAUUGACGAGCGACAGCAAAAUCAAGGAGCUGGUGGCUUCCGCGAGCGUGACGAUCGAGAUCGCAUGGCACGCUACGGUGGCAUUAACCCUGAUGGUACCGAGUCGGUGGAGCUGUUGAUUCCAAAUGGACGCGUGGGACUUAUUAUUGGACGCGGUGGCUGCACAAUUAAGGCUAUUCAGCAGCGUACUGGUACAAGUGUCACUAUUCCGCAGACGCCAGAUCCGAACCACCCUGAAAUGCGUCUCAUUACUAUUCGUGGUACAAUGGAGGCAAAGGAGGCCGCUAAAUUCGAGAUUCAAGCAAUGGUAAACGAGGAGCCUGGGCAGCGACAAAGCUUCGGCAUGGCCUCGAGUCAAACCAUUUACAUGCAGGUACCCAACGACAGGGUCGGUGUCAUUAUUGGCAAGCGUGGAGAAACGAUCAAAGGAAUUCAGGACCGCUAUGCUGUUCGUAUCCAAAUUCCGCAAGUGCCGGAUCCGGGGUCAAACCCACCGGUGCGCACUAUCUCUAUUCAAGGUCCACCGCAAAGUUUGACAGGAGCGAAGGAGGAGGUAGAUAUGGUGAUUUUGCAAGGGGCGGGUACCCAAGGGUUUGGUACAAGUGGGGGGCAGUAUGGAAGCUUUGAUACUAGUUAUGGUGGAGGACAAUCUGGAGGCUAUGAUCAGCAACAACAGUAUGGAAGUUACGGAGCCCAAGCCCAGCAGGAUCCUUAUGCCUCAUAUUAUCAACAACAAGGUCAACAAGGUCAGUAUUUCGAACAGGAUGCAUCAGCAGCCGCCGGAACGGUAGCAGCUGCAGGUGGGGGGGACCAAGCAGCGACAACGACAUCCACCGCAGACCCGAAUGACCCGAACGCCUACUGGAACGGCUACUAUGAGUAUGCAGCAUACUACGGUGUAGAUGCUGCUAAUGCGGCUUGGGGUGUGACGGGUGCUGCUGCGCAGGCUAGCGCUGAGGCUUACCAACAAUAUCAGCAGCAAGCUGGCGUAGCUGAUGGCGCUGAGGCUGUCUCUGCUGCUGCACUGGGAUCCACUAGCGAUGCCCCUGCUGCGCCUUCAUCUGUCAGUGAAGCACCUGCGUCUUCGGCCACAGGUGAUGGCGGUACUGAUUUGUCUGUGGCUCCCGCAAGCGCUACCCCACCACAGAAACAAGGACCCCCAGGUACGGCGGAGAGAGAGGUUGGUGUUGACAGGGAAAAACGAGUGACGGGUUGCUACAACAAGAGUAGGCAUUGA
Messenger RNA from Peronospora belbahrii, 2025 nucleotides. NCBI's taxonomy places the organism in Eukaryota, Oomycota, Peronosporomycetes, Peronosporales, Peronosporaceae. The record is from the annotation of a GenBank genome assembly.